AUGGUGGUGGCAGGUGGUCCGGAGGCCCAGGCCCCAACUCCACAGUAUGUCGAGGUGGCGCUGCCCCACGAUGGCUCCUCCCUAAGCCCCCCUCCCCCCCAGGCGCUGGGCCCCAGUGUGGGGAGUCCGGCGAGUGAGGACAGCGAGAGCGUGGGUCACCGCCCUUCUUGUCAGAGGCCCCACGAUCCUGCUUCUCAAGGCGUGUCCUUCACACUCGCCACCGUGGACCCCGCAGCCGCUGGCACCCUGCCUUGUGCCCACAGGUCCCCAGAUGUGCUGAAAGACUUUGCCCCGGGUUCGCAGCUGCCCGUCCUGCUGUAUGACGGCGACGCCAAAACGGACACGCUGCAGAUGGAGGAGUUUCUGGAGGAGACGCUGGGCCCCCCAGAAUGAGGAUUCCCCAGCCUAGCGCCCAGAUACAGGGAGUCCACCGCGGCGGGCAAUGACGUCUUUCACAAAUUCUCCGCCUUCAUCAAGAACCCGGUGCCCGCGCUGGACAAUGAUGAGGAGGCCCUGUACCAGCAUCUGCUGUGCGCCCUCGCCAAGCUGGACAGCUACCUGCGCGCGCCCCUGGAGCACGAGCUGGCGCGGGAGCCGCAGCUGCGCGAGUCACGCCACCGGUUUGUGGACGGCGACCAGCUCACGCUGGUCGAUUGCGGGCUGCUGCCCAAGCUGCACACCGUGAACGGGAGCACGGUGUGCGCGCCCUUCCGCCAGGCGCCCAUCCCCUCUGAGUUGCGCGGCGUCCGUCGCUACCCGGACAACGCCCUGCAGGAGAAAGAGUUCAACUACACGUGUCCACACAGCGCCGAGAUCCUGGCGGCCUACCGGCCCGCCGUGCUCCCCCGCUAG
Messenger RNA from Aethalodelphis obliquidens (Pacific white-sided dolphin), 852 nucleotides. RefSeq names its product CLIC family member 3 (gene CLIC3). Lineage: Eukaryota; Metazoa; Chordata; Mammalia; Artiodactyla; Delphinidae. The transcript is spliced from 7 exons. The record is from RefSeq and is a predicted model, not a curated record.